Messenger RNA from Panicum virgatum (switchgrass), 591 nucleotides. RefSeq lists its product as uncharacterized. The transcript has 3 exons. Lineage: Eukaryota; Viridiplantae; Streptophyta; Magnoliopsida; Poales; Poaceae. The record is from RefSeq and is a predicted model, not a curated record. The coding region runs from base 74 to 505 and encodes 143 amino acids.
CAACACACGCCGCCAAAAGCUCUCGCGGAGCCGGGACGGAAGACGAAAAGGUUCUCGAGGGAGAGAGAGAGAGAUGGCGGCGCUGCGAUCGGCAUUGGCGAGGGCGAUGGUCAGCCGCCGCUCCUCUGGAUCUUCGGCGAUCGCGCACCUGCUGGUCGGAAGAGGGCUGGAGAUCAAGCAAGUUUUCCGCCAUGCGGCGCCGCCGAUUCAUCCCGCGGCCAUCCGUAACCUGGGCUGUCGGCGUUUCUCAACUGGUGUUAGGGAUCCAGCAGGCAAAGCUGAGAGUGGUCUGCUCAUGUGGUGGCAACGGGCUAAAAACCGUGUGAAGAAUGCCAGUAUGGAAGAUAAGGUCAGGGUUUUGUUUGUGUAUACACUGGUCGUUCUUGGGACACCGGUGUUCUAUGUGGGGAUGGAGACGGCAACGGAGCUCAGCUCUCUCGCCAAAGCGUAUAUGUUUGGAAUUGUACUUUCGUCUUUCCUGUUGUCUGUUUGGUCUACUAUAUAAUAAUAUAGAUCUCUUUGUGGAGUUGUAUAGUAUGUUUGGAAUAAUUUCAUCUGUACCAUCUUUUGAUGGCUAGCACUUUUCAUGCA